UGGCUACACCACAACGAUCCAUCCAUCCAUCCAUCUGUCUCGAACGCAAAUUCUAUUGCAGCAGCAAAUAAACCGACGAGCUGUACGUAGCUUAGCUUCCAUCGCGCGGGUGGUAGAUUGAUGGCGAGCAACAAGCAAGGAGGAGGCAAGCAGCAGGCAGCUGCUGCUAGUCCUGGUCCUGAUCAGAAAGAUGAAGAGCUUGACCCCAAGUUCGAGUGGCUCGACAAUGCCAACAACUUCCUCCUCCGCCUCUACCUCACUGGUUUCAAGAAGGAAGAUUUCAGGGUGCAAGUAGACGGCACGGGCAAGCUGACCGUCCGGGGGCAGCGCCCCGCCGCCGGCAGCAAGCACAACACCCGCUUCCACAAGGUCUUCCAGCUGCCCUCCAACGCUAACAUCGACGACAUCACCGGCCGCUUCGAGGCCAGCGUCCUCACCAUCACCGUCCCCAAGCGCCCCGCCCCGACCUCCUCCGCGCCAGCUCCCACCUCCGUACAGGAGAUCAAGCAGAAAGCGCCUACCGCCAAGCAGGAGCCCCAACCCCAAUUCGACGAGGCACCCAACAAGAAGAAACAACAACAGGAGGAGGAGGAAGAAGCAGCCAAGAAGAAGCAGCAGCAGCUGCAGGAAGAGGAAGAAGCAACCAAGAAGAAGCAACAGGAGGAGGAGGAAGAAGCAGCCGCCAAGAAGACGAAGAAACUGCAGGAGGAAGAGGCGAUUGCCAAGCACAAGCCUGCAACGACGACCGAGAGGAAGCAGGCAGAGCCUACUACUGCUGCACCGCUACCGGGGCAUGUCGUCGAUCGGGAGAGCCUGGCGGAGAAGGUGAAGCGGCGCGCCGAGGAAGAGUGCGCCAAGGCGGCGGCUGCGGCGGAGGAGAAGACGGCGACGGCGUUGAGCAGGUGGAGAGAGCGCGUGGCGGGGGAGCUGGAGCAUCUGGGAGACAUGAGGUGGGCGGAGGGCGUGGUGGAGACGGCGAGGAGGAACAAGGAUGUCAUCGCCACCGCCGUCGCCGCCUUCUCCCUCGGCUUCUUCGUCUCCCACAAGUUCUUCUGCAGGAGGUGAUCCAAUCCAAUCCAUCCAUCCAUCACACCGUAUCUCCAUGCCCAUGUAAUCUGAAUUAAGCAAAUGUGAAUGUAAAGCGGCCAAAUCUGUGUAAAUUUGCAAGGAAUAUAUUUGAUUCAACUACCAUAUGUA
Messenger RNA from Oryza sativa Japonica Group (Japanese rice), 1197 nucleotides. RefSeq names its product inactive protein RESTRICTED TEV MOVEMENT 2. The record is from RefSeq and is a predicted model, not a curated record. Lineage: Eukaryota; Viridiplantae; Streptophyta; Magnoliopsida; Poales; Poaceae.